AUUUCAACAGCGAUGGCGAUAACUAACGCCUUCUAAGCGCUUACUACAAUCAGCAUUACAUCACAUAGUUCUUGCAAGACGUUACCGGAAAGGUACAAUUACCAUCCCCCCUAUGAGAGGACCUCGGAUCUCAAGGCUGAGGCCAUAGGACCAGUCGGUGGCCGGCUCGCCACAGGCGCCCGUACUUUUUAAGGCCUCACGGGCACCGCCAGGUGUCCCAACACCGGGAAGAGAAUUUUGCCCAAAGUAACGAAGAACACGGUUACCUUGACAACCGGCGGGCUGCCAAACCGACUACGACGCUCCCGGCGUGCCCUGCGCUACGCGGUGCCGGAAGUGAGUGAGCACUUCCGGCCGCCAUUCCUGCGCCUCUGAAGUCUUGUGUCUCUUUGCUGGGUUCUUUCUGCAAUCAUGAAGGACGUGCCGGGCUUCUUACAGCAGAGCCAGAGCUCCGGGCCUGGGCAGGCCGCCGUAUGGCACCGUCUGGAGGAGCUCUACACGAAGAAGUUGUGGCAUCAGCUGACACUUCAGGUACUUGAUUUUGUGCAGGACCCAUGCUUUGCCCAAGGAGAUGGUCUCAUUAAGCUUUAUGAAAACUUCAUCAGUGAAUUUGAACACAGGGUGAACCCUUUGUCCCUGGUAGAAAUAAUCCUUCAUGUGGUUAGACAGAUGACUGAUCCUAAUGUGGCUCUUACUUUUCUGGAAAAGACACGUGAGAAGGUGAAAAGCAGUGAUGAGGCAGUGAUCCUGUGCAAAACAGCAAUCGGAGCUCUGAAAUUGAAUAUUGGGGACCUACAGGCUACAAAGGAAACAAUUGAAGAUGUUGAAGAGAUGCUCAGCAGCCUCCCUGGUGUGACGUCAGUUCACAGUCGUUUCUAUGAUCUCUCCAGUAAAUACUACCAAACAAUUGGAAACCACGCAUCUUACUACAAAGAUGCUCUGCGGUUUCUGGGCUGUGUUGACAUCAAGGAUCUACCAGUGUCGGAGCAGCAAGAAAGAGCCUUCACACUGGGACUUGCGGGACUUCUCGGCGAGGGAGUUUUUAAUUUUGGAGAACUUCUCAUGCACCCUGUGCUGGAGUCACUGAGGAACACUGAUCGGCAAUGGUUGAUCGACACCCUCUAUGCCUUCAACAGCGGCGAUGUAGACAGGUUUCAGACACUGAAGACUGCCUGGGGCCAGCAGCCUGAUUUAGCAGCCAAUGAAGCCCAGCUUCUGAGGAAGAUCCAGUUGUUGUGCCUGAUGGAGAUGACUUUUACACGGCCUGCCAACCACAGACAGCUUACUUUUGAGGAAAUUGCCAAAAGUGCUAAAAUCACAGUGAACGAGGUGGAGUUGCUGGUGAUGAAGGCGCUCUCCGUGGGGCUGGUGAGAGGCAGUAUAGACGAGGUGGACAAGCGGGUGCACAUGACCUGGGUGCAGCCCCGCGUGCUGGAUUUGCAGCAGAUCACAGGGAUGAAAGAUCGGCUGGAGCUGUGGUGCACUGAUGUGAAGAGCAUGGAGAUGCUGGUGGAGCACCAGGCCCAGGACAUCCUCACUUAAGGACCCUAGUGCCCCCUGCCCUUCCAGGAGACGUUCUAUCACCCAUGAAACUAGCAGGAUAGAAGAUGUACAUUGAAUGGGCUGGGGGCUGGGAUCCUGCUAAUACGGUUCUUGCUGUAAAAGCAGAGGACCUCAUUUAUUGGGCCUGGCCUCAGGUGAUAAGGGAGGGCAAGAGCAUAAGUGGGAAUGGGUGGUCUCCACCCACAUCUGCCUGAGUGGACCUUUACCAAUGCAGUUCGAGAACGUUCCUAUAAUAAAUGCCUUGCUUUGUCGUG
Molecule: messenger RNA, 1817 nt
Organism: Castor canadensis (American beaver)
Lineage: Eukaryota; Metazoa; Chordata; Mammalia; Rodentia; Castoridae
Gene: Psmd13
Product: proteasome 26S subunit, non-ATPase 13
Biological process (GO): ubiquitin-dependent protein catabolic process
Cellular component (GO): nucleus; proteasome regulatory particle, lid subcomplex; cytosol
Molecular function (GO): structural molecule activity
Source: RefSeq, a predicted model, not a curated record